Pistacia vera is the source of this 824-nucleotide messenger RNA. RefSeq names its product pyrophosphate--fructose 6-phosphate 1-phosphotransferase subunit beta 1-like. NCBI's taxonomy places the organism in Eukaryota, Viridiplantae, Streptophyta, Magnoliopsida, Sapindales, Anacardiaceae. The transcript has 7 exons. The record is from RefSeq and is a predicted model, not a curated record. Bases 69 to 605 code for a protein of 178 amino acids. Gene Ontology annotation, molecular function: 6-phosphofructokinase activity; diphosphate-fructose-6-phosphate 1-phosphotransferase activity. Gene Ontology annotation, biological process: photosynthesis; response to glucose; glycolytic process. Gene Ontology annotation, cellular component: cytosol.
AAAAGAAACUCACUAGUCAAUCUCAACAGCUUUUUGAGUUCUUACCUCAAGCUAUUCAAGAACAAUUGAUGCUUGAAAGAGAUCCCCAUGGAAAUGUCCAGGUUGCCAAGAUAGAAACAGAAAAAAUGUUGAUUCAAAUGGUUGAGACUGAGUUGGAGAAGAGGAAACAGGAAGGUGCAUAUAAAGGCCAAUUUAAAGGGCAGUCCCACUUUUUCGGGUAUGAAGGAAGAUGUGGUUUGCCAACAAACUUUGAUGCUUCCUACUGUUAUGCAUUGGGUUAUGGUGCUGGAGCUCUCCUUCAUAGCGGAAAAACUGGCUUGAUAUCAUCAGUUGGAAAUUUGAGUGCUCCAGUUGAUCAAUGGACUGUAGGUGGUACUGCUCUGACCGCAUUAAUGGAUGUGGAGAGGAGACAUGGUAUGUUCAAGCCUGUGAUCAAGAAGGCCAUGGUGGAACUUGAUGGUGCUCCAUUUAAGAAAUUUGCAUCCCUGCGGGAGGAAUGGGCUCUCAAAAAUCGAUACAUUAGUCCUGGUCCUAUUCAAUUUGUCGGUCCAACAUCCACCGCCGUUAAUCACACACUACUCUUGGAGCUUGGUGCCCAAGUUUAAGCAUGCUAUCAAAUUCAUCCUCAAGACGGAAGUUCAUGUCUAAAGAAACCAAUAACGAAUUCUUGUGUUCUUGAUCUCUGAGUUAUUUUUGUUUAUCUCGUUUUAUGUAAGAAUUUUUUCUUUACAUUUUUGGGGCUUUUAGAAGAAUGAUGUUUGAGAUAGUUAAGCAUCGAGUGGUGAAACUUAAAAAUUUAUGCAUAUCUUGAGUUCAGUUUUUCA